Messenger RNA from Oryza sativa Japonica Group (Japanese rice), 1027 nucleotides. RefSeq lists its product as uncharacterized. Lineage: Eukaryota; Viridiplantae; Streptophyta; Magnoliopsida; Poales; Poaceae. The record is from RefSeq and is a predicted model, not a curated record.
UCUAUUAUCUAAAAUUAGACUCCUCUCCUCUCCAAGCCAAUUUAGCUUCCAUUGCACCACCUCCCUCCCUCCCUCCAUCCAUCUCUCUUACCACGUACCAACAAUGGCCACCAUGGCUCCAAGGCUGCUCAUCGUCGUCGUCUCCGUCCUCUUCACCGCCGGCAUAAUCGCCUCCGCCGCCGCCGCGCGCGACCUCACCGCCGACCCGGCCGGCCAGGCCCCGCCGGCCUACGACUUCGGCAUCCCGGCAGGCUUCUUCGUCCCCGGCACCAACAACCCGUACAACGGCGAUCCUGCAGCGUGGGCAGCUGGGUACGGCAGCGCCGCCGCCGGCGACGUCGGCGGGUUCGGGAAUGGUGGGGCGGAGGCGCCGUCGAUGGUUUGCUCCGACAAGGGGCCAUGCAACGGCAAGAAGCUGACCUGCCCGAAGAAGUGCUUCGUCUCCUUCAGCCGCUCCGGCAAUGGCUACGCCGCCGGCGGUGGCGGCGGCGGCUGCUCCUUCGACUGCUCGACCAAGUGCGAAGCUACCUGCUGAUCAUUUUACUACUUCAUUUCCUCACCCAUCGAAUCCAAGGCCUCCUCUUGCAUCAGCUCAAUACUUCAUCUAUACACAUCAUCAUCAGCUGAUGAUACCGCUCCAGAUAUCUAUCUAUCUAUCUAUCUAAUCUACAGGUUUGGUGCUUGCUUGCUAAUGUCUACUACGUACCCAUCUUAAUCUGCUUAAUUAAUUGGUGCAAAAUAUAUUUCUACCUAUAUAUGUUCUUAACUAAUCCUGCAUAUAUAUUCUGGAAAACGGACAUGCACAUCUGUUUUUUUUUACUUGUUCGAAUGCUGCAUGUACGUGUUUUCAUUACCUCUACUGCAGAGACUACUACUUGUGUGUGUAACCGUACCUAUAAACUUGUACUCCAUCACGUAAUGAUGAAUGAAUAAAGGAGCGUGUCAUAUUUGUAACCCGUGUUGUAUCUGCGACUUGUGUUGUAAAUUGUUAUGAUGGAGGAGAAUAUAAUACCGCAUGUUUGCCUAA